Striga asiatica is the source of this 552-nucleotide messenger RNA. NCBI's taxonomy places the organism in Eukaryota, Viridiplantae, Streptophyta, Magnoliopsida, Lamiales, Orobanchaceae. The record is from the annotation of a GenBank genome assembly.
AUGACCUGGAUCUUGGCGUCCACGCUAGUCCACCAGGUCAGGCCCCCCGAUCUUAGCCGUGCCAGGUUUCGCAGGUUCGGGAAGCUGAGCCGCGCGUACUCCCCACGGAGCUUGAAUUCUGAAUUGGCAGUUUUCGAGGGAGCAAGCAGCGAAGGACCCGAACAAUUAUUUCAAUUUGAGAUGGCGGAACGAGAGAGUUUGAUGGAGAUGGCGGCAGCGGAGGCGGGAGCCGAGGGAGGAGCUGCCGAGCUGGACGAUAUGAAGAAGAGGCUGAAGGAGAUGGAGGAUGAAGCCGCCGCUCUCCGCAAAAUGCAGGCGAAAGUCGAGCAGGAGAUGGGCUCCGUUCAAGGAGAUCUGCAUCUAACCAGGCAAAUAGAAAAGAAGUGGAUUCCCGAUCAAUUUUUGUCGGCAAUGUGGAGUAUGGACAGCCCAAGGGAUAUGCAUAUGUUGAAUUUGUUAUGCCUCCAUCUACUAACAAACUUGGUGAUGAGGUCAGUGAGGUUGAUGAUCUUGAUUCUACCGAAAGAGGGUCUGCCGGAUUUGGAUCCACCG